Molecule: messenger RNA, 987 nt
Organism: Postia placenta MAD-698-R-SB12
Lineage: Eukaryota; Fungi; Basidiomycota; Agaricomycetes; Polyporales; Adustoporiaceae
Exons: 9
Coding region: 1-987 (328 amino acids)
Source: RefSeq, a predicted model, not a curated record
AUGACUGACAGAAGCAAGUUCGAUGAUAGAUUUGUGCGGGUGCAGGUAGCGAUACAUAUAAUAGCUGCGCCUCCCUCGAGCACCUCUUCUCCCCCCUCUUCUCCCCCCUCUCCACACCCUCCCACGGAUCGCCCCAGAGAGACUCCUCAGAUGGACGAGUUCAAGAGCCUUCUCGACGGGCGGCUUGUAGCGAGGCGUCUCUUCAAGUCGAUUGCCGACCAACUCGCGAACACGAGGCAUAUAGGACGCAAGCACUCACUGUAUGCGGAAUGGGAGGGACUCGAGCGGUGCUAUGAAGAGCUUGAAGAGGAAGUACGAAGCAACGCUGAGGACUGCGUUAGCUGCAUGACUAUCCAUCGCGAUGUCGUCAUCCCUCUGACUGAAUUGCCGAUGCCUAUCAAAGAGAAACAAGAAGGCAUCAAUCAGUUCCUGAAGAGUUUGGGGAGACUUCGUCAAGGCAGCAAGAGUAUCACAAAGAAGCUCGCCGAUCUGCGGGAUGAAAUUGAAGCUUUCCCGCCGAAGGUCUCUAAGUCGGUCGAUGCAUCCCGCCCAUGGUAUGAGCGGUGGUUCGAUGCAUCUCGCCCAUGGUAUGAGCGGUGGUUUGAUGUACUGAGAUCUCUUGUGACAAGGCUGCUGCAGUGGUUUGCGCAGCUCGCGAAGAAGGCAGAUCCACAUCGCGCGAAUUCCGGAACCGGGAAUGUCAACGAAACUAAUGUUGUGCGCCCAGAGGAACCGCUUUUGUGGAAACAUCAGGAGAACAAUAAUGACUAUGAGAACUUGAGCGACGCGCUUCUCCAAUUGAAAUUGGCCUGGUCAAUGAUGCGACAAUCUUGCGACACGCUCCACCAUACUUUAGGGCUGGCCGCUGAUAACAGCCACAGAGAGAAAAACGCAAAGUUGUGCGAUGUGUUCUUGCAAGCAGCAGGAUUGUAUUUGAAGCAGUCGAGGGAAUACGCCGAGCUAUUUGCUGCUGAAGUUACUGAGUAG